Drosophila willistoni is the source of this 1310-nucleotide messenger RNA. Its product is annotated as WD repeat domain phosphoinositide-interacting protein 3. Gene Ontology annotation, biological process: nucleophagy; protein lipidation; protein localization to phagophore assembly site. Gene Ontology annotation, molecular function: phosphatidylinositol-3-phosphate binding; phosphatidylinositol-3,5-bisphosphate binding; protein binding. NCBI's taxonomy places the organism in Eukaryota, Metazoa, Arthropoda, Insecta, Diptera, Drosophilidae. The record is from RefSeq and is a predicted model, not a curated record. The transcript has 4 exons. The coding region runs from base 120 to 1142 and encodes 340 amino acids. Gene Ontology annotation, cellular component: cytosol; phagophore assembly site membrane; extrinsic component of membrane.
CAACACUAGUCGAUUGUUUUUGUUGAAAAAUAAAUCAUACGCCGUUCCAUUUUGCCUUAUUUCACUUAAAUUAUUAACAAAUUGCGAAAUCAGCUUUUAGAUAAUAAUAAUCACAUACAAUGAAUCUUACGGAGCAGAAUCCGUAUGGGAAUGGCUUAUUAUUUGCAGGCUUCAAUCAGGAUCAAGGUUGCUUUGCUUGCGCCACAGAUACAGGAUUUCGGGUCUACAAUUGUGAUCCACUGAAGGAAAAAGAAAGGCAAUAUUUUCCCGAAGGUGGCCUGAGUCAUGUGGAAAUGCUAUUUCGCUGCAAUUAUUUGGCCUUAGUGGGCGGCGGCAUACGACCCUUGUAUCCGCCAAAUAAAGUCAUCGUUUGGGAUGAUUUAAAAAAGUCUCCAGCCAUCUCUUUGGAUUUCAACCAGCCGGUACGUGCUGUACGCCUGCGACGAGAUCGUAUUGUCGUCGUGCUCGAGGGAGUGAUUAAGGUCUAUACAUUUACGCAACAGCCUCAGCAGUUGCACGUAUUCGAAACAAGCUCCAAUCCCAAUGGCCUAUGUGUCUUGUGUCCGCAUAGCAAUAAAAGUUUACUCGCAUUCCCCGGCCGACGCACCGGCCAUGUCCAAAUCGUUGAUCUUGCCAAUACAGAGCGGGCUCCUUUGGAGGUUGUAGCUCAUGAGGCGGCCAUCAGUUGCAUUGCCCUCAAUCUGCAGGGCACUCGUCUAGCCACAGCUGGUGAAAAGGGCACACUUAUACGGAUUUUCGAUACGGAGAACGGAAAAAUGGUUUCGGAACUGCGACGGGGAAGCAAUCAUGCAAAUAUUUAUUGCAUCAAUUUCAAUCAUCAGUCUAGCAUGUUAGUUGUGGCCUCCGACCAUGGUACUAUACAUGUCUUUAAUUUAUGCGAUAAUAAACAAAAGGAGUCAUCGUUGCCCAUCAUACCCAAGUAUUUCACAAGUCAAUGGAGUUUCGUUAAGUUCUCCAUACCACAGGGACCACGGUGUGUUUGUGCCUUUGGUGCCGAACCCAAUUCAGUUGUGGCCAUUUGCGCCGAUGGUCAUUACUAUAAAUUCCUAUUUAAUAAUAAGGGCGAAUGUGGUCGUGACACUUGCACGCAAUUCCUGGAACUUCAAGAUGACGAAUCAUAAAGCUCCAUUAACCUGAUCAAUUGUUCUAUAUCCUUAUACCCGUUACCCUCUACUAUAUAUCUCUAUGGAAAUGUGUUAUACAAUAUUACAAUUAAGCAUGCUUUAAUCAUACGUUAAACAAACUCCGAGUUCAUAUAUUAAAAAAUAGAAGUAGUUAAUCCUUUUAAA